This is a messenger RNA of Helicoverpa armigera (cotton bollworm), 5191 nucleotides long. RefSeq names its product DDB1- and CUL4-associated factor 8. Bases 176 to 2197 code for a protein of 673 amino acids. Gene Ontology annotation, cellular component: cytoplasm; Cul4-RING E3 ubiquitin ligase complex. The transcript is spliced from 12 exons. NCBI's taxonomy places the organism in Eukaryota, Metazoa, Arthropoda, Insecta, Lepidoptera, Noctuidae. Gene Ontology annotation, molecular function: protein binding. The record is from RefSeq and is a predicted model, not a curated record.
UGUUGCCAAAAUCGCUAAAAUUUAGGAAAAAUCCUCCAUUGAAUACCAAGAAUCCGUUUCAGUUUAUUCUUAAAAAUUAACCAUUCAAAUUAGCUGGAAUUCUAUUGCGUUGCAAAUUUCCCUUUUCGAAGAUACCAUAAUUUCAUUGUAGAAUACAAUUUCAACGUAAGCAGCGAUGGAAGAUAAUAAUUCUUCGAGCGAUGACGAAAUUCCUUAUUCCCCUACAAGUCCUCAAUCGGGUGGAAAAAAGCUGAAACUGAAUGACGGCAGUUCACAGGAUAGUAUUAAAGAAACAGUUGGUUCAACGAGUAAAGAUGAGAAUGUGGACAGUGGAGUGUCUGCUGAUAAGUCUGAGAGCACCAGUAGCGAUGAUCGUGGUCAGGCCGCGACAGAGGGGCCUUCGAACGAGGUAGUGAACGUAGCCCCAUCUGGCAGCAACGUGAGAGCGAUCCUGCUGAAUCUCAGACGUCCUAAAUGGGGCAGAAACUACAGGAAACGAAAGACUCCAGAUAGAGACUCGGACAGUAACGCCUCCUCGAGGGAUUCAGAUGACUUAUCCACAGACGAGCCCAUUGCACCUCCCCGAGUAUUUGAUGCUCUUUUGGAUUCAGAAACAGAGAGUGAUGAUCUACGAAGAUCGGUGGGAGAAAGUUUUAGUGGCUCAACAAGUACUUCAGACAGCAAUGACAGUUACGAGUCAGACAACAUGAUAGACCUAAACUCUGGUGACACGGACACGGACGAUGAGCUACAAGUGCACAGGACUGCGGACGAUAAUGAGACUGAGGAGAAUAAGGGCAAACUCCCCCCCGUGCUGCUCAAGACGAGGCCAAAGCACAGCUAUUUAUUACUUAGAGAAAUAAUAAACCGUGAGAUGGGGCUGACAUUUCCCUGCGGCAAGAUCGCGCAAGAGGACCUCAUGUUCGAACAAAGAUUCUACGGGUCCUUGCACUCGAUCUACAGACUGAAGAAGCUACACCAUCUCAACAAACACAGAGGCUGCGUUAAUUCCAUAAAUUUUCAUCCGGAAGGGCACCUCCUAGCGUCGGGGUCGGACGACACGAACGUGGUAGUAUGGGACUGGGCCCGCAACACAGCCAUACAGACGAUCAAGACCGGCCACAAGUCUAACGUGUUCCAAAGCAAGUUCCUCUUCCUCAACGCCAAGAGUCAGCUCAACAUCGUCACGUGUGCGAGAGAUGGACAGGUCCGACUCCUGCAGUGCCACCCCAGCGGUGGGUCGACAGUAUCGCGGCGGCGGCUGGCGUCGCACUCGCGGGCGGCACACAAGCUGCACGUGAGCGCCGCCGAGCCGCAUCUCGUCAUCUCUGCGGGGGAAGACGGCCUCGUCAUGCAGUGCGAUGUUAGAGAUGAACAUGCUUCCAGACUAUUCCAAGUGAAGGACCGCAGUGUCAUCGUCCCGUUAUACAGCGUGUGCGGUCACCCAGUCGAACCGCGAGAGCUCAUAGUGGCCGGCCGCGACAAGUACGUGCGAAUGUACGACAGACGCAAGUGUACGCGGCCUCUUGCCUUAUACUGCCCUACUGCCUUUAAUGAACACGCUGGCACAGUAAAAAGGAAAGUGCGGCUUUCCAUGAUGCACUUAACCUGCGCCGUGUACAACCACGAUGGCUCAGAGAUACUCGGCUCCUACAACGACGAGGAUAUAUACCUGUUUGAUGUCAAAAAUGAUGUUUUUGAUAAAGACAAUGCCCACGACGACACUCGCGACGGCUUCACGCACCGCUACAGCGGACACCGCAACAGCGCCACCUUCAAGGGCGUCGCCUUCUUCGGGCCCAAGAGCCAGUUCAUCGUCUCCGGCUCCGACUGCUCGUACAUAUACGUGUGGGACAAGAAUACCGAGUCUAUUGUCCAGUGGCUGCAAGGAGAUCUUAAUGGUGUGGUAAAUUGCAUAGAAGCCCAUCCGCGGUGUCCGGUGCUGGCCACCAGUGGACUCGACAAAGACGUGAAGAUCUGGAUACCUAGGAGUCAAAACGAUCCCACGUACGAGGGGUUAGAAAAGGUGGUGCGAGAAAACGGAGUGUCCCAGCUUCGGAGUCCGUUGUUCAACGAUUUUUUACCUACACUAUAUAGCGCCUGGCGCGGCGAGAACAGACUGUUCAGCGACGACGACUCCGCGCCGCCGCUCGGCGGGAACAUCGAGUUCGACGGCAACGUCUGCACCACCUUCUAACCUAACCACCCGUCGAGAACUACGUCAGCAGCGGAGGUGCCAUAUCGGACAAUAUCCUAAGAAAGUACCGCGCCAAAGUGCGAAGGACGAGGAACGUUACUGUCUUCGCCCUUAUAAGCCUUAUCUGUACCCGAUUUUGUUGGUGUCUCGAAACACGAACGCCUCGUUAGUUCGUUUUGGUCAUGCCCACCGUAUGAGUUUAACCUAGAAGAUGGCGCCUGAUCUACCUGCAUUAUGGCAUCUCCGCUCAUCUUUCCUUACUCCGUAAACCGAACUUAUUUACGGCGGGCACAGAUUUAAACGCAGCGAUUAAAAACUUUUUUGUUGUUAUUUCCUUGUUGUUUUGUUUAUGAUUGGUUGGUUAGUGAUGUAAGAAUGUAGAGGUAGUAAUAGUGCACUCAUUGUAUGUGGCCAUUUUGUUUUUUAAAUGCCCAUUAUUAAUAAACGAUCUAUUUGUAAAUUUUCUACUGUAAUAGAAUAUAAUCUACAGAUAGAUGGUUUUUUAAUAAUGGGAGAGUGUACAGAAUUUUAUUCUGAUCACGUGUUGUUUUUGACUACAGUACCGUAAAUUAAAAAGCAGUCUUGUACUUAGUGGUACAAUGUGUAGAAUAUAAAGAAUAACAUUUCAUAGUAGUGUAUAUUCUAACUGUGUAUUUUGAAAAGCAUUUUUUGAAUAUAUUACGUCCUUUAAUAAGGUCUCUUUGAUAAUGUAAACUUCGAUUGCUUAUGUAAAAUAUGGUACACGCUGCAUUUAAAUCUUGGCCUAAAAAACUUAUAACUAGGCUAUAAAGUUUUGUCUUCUAACUUUUCACUCACUAUUUAGUUGAAAUAUUGUAAAUGUAAUGCCAAACAUACACAUGUUAAUAUUAGUUGUUUUUUUUAUAUAGUUGUUGGACGCUUGUGGUUUUUGAAAUAUAAAUGGGAAAGAUUAAAGUUAUUUAUAAAUAAUCUGUUAUCUUCAAUAUUUGAAUGUCGUUGACCUAGUUACAUGCCAAUCAUUUUUUGACAAAUCUAAAUAUUAGCUGAUUCAUAUCUAACACUUAAUUAUAAUAGCGCAUAAUCAUAGUUACCUAUUUAUUUAAUUUUCCGUAAACAUCUAAGCUUGGGGUUACACAAAAACGUUAGCCGGUUUAAAUUUCGAAUGCAUGGUUGCCAGCUCAAAUAUUUCGUAGCUGGCAAUAAGGUUGCAAUGAAUGAUUGAAUAAAGGUCAUGUGUAAUCUCUGCACGUAUUACGGCACUGCGCUGACGCAACUAUGACUGGCCAGUUAGUCAUGAUGUAUUUAAAAUAUAUCUAUUUACAAAUGACCUGUACUAUGUACUAGAUCUUGUGUACGCGUGUUUGUUUUCCGCUACAGACACGAGUAGUGAGUUUUUGCCUAUUCCAUCUCAAGGCUAAGCGAUAAAUAGAUGGUUUUAGAAUAUUUUCUAUGUAAGUCUAUGUGUAAUUAACAAGAAAAGAUCCUUAAAAGUUUACUUUUGUCUCUUGAUGUCGUGCAGUAUAUCCAUAUAAACAUAAUUAUUACAUACAUUUAUCGUACAUGUAUAUACUUAAAUAGAACGUAAUAUGAAUAAAUAGUACUUUUGUGUCUUUUGUAUAAUCAUAUCUACAUAGAGUUACUAAUACAUAAGAAAAUUCAAUAUACAUUUUUAAUCGACGUGUUAAAAGUCAGAUAGAAAUAGUAAUCCUGUAAGCGACUCCGUGAAUUCAAAUUAGCAAUUAGUUUAAGGAAAAACAGCACUCAUUUCCUUUCCGUAUCAUACAUAAACGAAGCAUAAUUGAAGAGCACAUUUAUAUGUCGCUACAGAUAAUAUACAUUGUAAUAAUGUAGCGUAAAGUGUAUGGGUACGAUAGAUACAAUAUUGGUGAUGCAAUUUCAACAAAGCGUAGCUGUAUGGAGUCCCAAAAAUAUAUAAACACCACAAGCGUCCCAUAGUUCGGUAGUUUUGAAGGUAAAACAAUUUUAUAUUCUAUAAAUAAUAUGUAUAUGCCUGUGAUAUAUUGAUUUGAUGGAUAUAUUUGAUUCAUAAAUUAGAAAAUACUUUGUUUAUUAUUAGUUUUGAAGAAGAAAUCAUAAGCUAGUGGACGUAACGGAUAGAUUAUUCAAUAAUAAUCGUAUUUCGCAUUUCAUGUGAAUACAAAAAUAUGAAUAAUAUCCUAAAAAGGUUACCUAAUGAGAAUGUACGCAAAAAUAUCUUAGAUGUAUGGAAUAUUCUAGAAAGAAUGAUCCAAAGUCUAUAAAUCCAGUUUAAUCAUAAUUUGCAUACGCAAAAGGAUUCCCGCUUGUUUAACCAUUUCUCCUAUAUGUAACUAAAAUCUUUGUGUAAACUUUUAACCUCCAUAUUGUAGAUAUAAACGAAUGGUUAGUUGUUUUAUAACAGGGUAAAUCCCGGACGGUAUAAUGAUGUUGUGCCUACUAUCGUGUUUUGUGCUAUUUUGGUGUCAAGUAGCGAGAAUAAGUUUCUAUUGUACCUAUAAAUGCGCCGUUCAGGUAGUCGGACCACUGAGGUUCGUAUGUAUAAGGCAGCUACAGGAAAAAUACCAUGUAGACUUUCAAAACUAGCACGGAACACGACACCGUCUCUCCUAAUAUAAUAACACUUUUUCACGUUACUUUCUUUUAUUAUUGUAUUUUAAUAAACUACAGUUUAUAUUUUAGACGUGACUUUUCAAGUAUGCGAACGCCACUCAUGUAAAAGGGCUCGACAAUGUGUUCAAGACAAAUCAAUUUUGUCUAAGUAAGAAUUUAUUUACAAAUCGAAUUGGGUUACAGAUUAAAUGUAAAUAACGAAUUUACCGUUACGUCUAAAAUGUUUAGCGGAUUUUUAUAUAAAGAAUAAUCUUUUUCUUUGCUACGUUUGCCACCGCUCAUCUAGGUCAUACGAUUAUAUUUUAGUUCGAGUGUAUUUUAUUUAUCGUUUACCGCCUCCCAAUGUGUGUGGAGUAAAACAUGUAAGGUUAGUCCCAAUGUGUAAAUAAAUGAUGAUUUGAAAUA